This is a messenger RNA of Aphanomyces astaci, 2215 nucleotides long. RefSeq lists its product as hypothetical. The transcript has 7 exons. Bases 42 to 2135 code for a protein of 697 amino acids. NCBI's taxonomy places the organism in Eukaryota, Oomycota, Saprolegniomycetes, Saprolegniales, Verrucalvaceae. The record is from RefSeq and is a predicted model, not a curated record. Gene Ontology annotation, cellular component: membrane. Gene Ontology annotation, biological process: phosphatidylinositol metabolic process; G protein-coupled receptor signaling pathway; cell surface receptor signaling pathway. Gene Ontology annotation, molecular function: G protein-coupled receptor activity; phosphatidylinositol kinase activity.
GGACAUUUUUGCCGCAACCCCUUGUGGAGAAACAAGGCGGCAUGGUAGGGUACGAUGCCGUUGACGUGGCGACCUCGAGCCAGGUGUACUUGUGGAUGGGGAUCGUCGGGUCCGUCAUCCACUUUGUCACGAUCUCGUCAUACCUGGUCUUCCCGCAGCUCAAAACGCAGCAUCCGUCGGCGAACCUCAUGGUGUGGCAUGUGGCAUGCAACUUCAUGCUCACGAUCGGGUUCGUCGGGCAACACUUCCUCCUGGGAGAGGAUGGGAUGUCCGACGAAGGCUGUGCUGCGUUGUCCGUUUACAACCAGUUUUUCAUCCUAGGCAGUGGGUUGUGGUACAUGAUGCUGUCCUUGGAUCUGCUCAUUGCGCUGAUCAAUCCUUGGAUGGGGUACGCCAUCAAGACGUGGGCCUACCACACCAUCACGUGGUCGAUCAGCAGUUUGUCAGCGGCCAGCAUCUACUCCCUGCACCUCUACGGCGUGAGCUCGCUCAACAUUUGCUGGAUCCGGCGCACACUGGACGCCCGCGAACCCAACGACGCCAACUGGAUCUUCCUCUUCGGGCCGGUGCUGGCGGUCUGGUUCGUGUCGUUCGCGGUGCUUCUCUUCGCCACGUUUCGCUUCGCGCGGCGUCAAAUGGACUCGACGUACCGGUCCAAGCGCCGCAGCCUGCUGCAGUACUUCCGGUACCUGAUCAUGUACGGCGCGUUCUGGGUCGUCUGUGGGGGGCUGUACUACAGCGCGUACUUGCGCUCGUUCAGCGGCCGAUCUGCGCACCAUAUUGAACUGGCGUUCAUGGUGGCUUUGGGGUCGUACCCGCUGCUCGUGGGCGUCGUGUGGGGCGUCAACACGGACCUACUCACGCACUUUCAAGGCGGCGACCCCGUGCUCGAGCCCAACGUCGGACUCACAGAGCACUUUAGCACGUCGCUUCGAAAGGACCUUAUGAAGUACACGACGGUGGGGAUUAUCCGCAGUCUGCGGGAACCGUCCGAGGACUCUCCCGUGCGCCGCACGGACAAGUCGCGGUCCCAGCCCCUGUCGGACCCCAACAUCUCGCGGUCGCAGAGCAUGAGCAGUGCAUCCGCUCGGUCGGACGAGUUUGAAGACGGCGGCACCCACCUGUGGUACGCCGAGAAGAAGCGGCUGGCCACCACCGUGCGCCUCAACACAUCCAAGCUGCAGGUGUACUACGACAAACUGGGGUUCACCGACUACGCCCCGCGGGUGUUUGCCAACCUCCGUGCCAUCGCCGGCAUCGAUCCCGAGGCGUACGAGUCCAGUUUUGUGGGCACGUUGAGUGAAAUUGCGUCCGAAGGCAAGUCCGGCAUGCUGUUUUACUUCACCAGCGACCGCCGAUACAUCGUCAAGACCAUGACCAAGGACGAGCACGCGUUCCUGCUGCGCAUGCUCCCAUCGUACCAUGCGUACGUCCGGACACAGCCGUCGACGCUGCUGUGCCGGUUCCUCGGCUGCCACAGCAUGCAGCUGCCCGUGGGAUGGGACAAGAUGUUCUUCGUUGUCAUGGAGAACGUGCUGAGCACCCACCACGAGAUCGACGACCGAUACGACUUGAAGGGUCUGUUCGCGCCGGUGCUGCACCCCCCGCUGCGCGUGUUCCUCAAGGACGACCAGACGGCGCGACUGCUGAGUCCCCCCCAGACGGCGACCAAGCAGCUGUGGCACGACCACGAGUUUGUGGCUAGGGGGACCUACCUGAACGUCGCGUCCACCGCCCGCCUCGAGCUGCUCACGCAAAUGACCAGCGACAUUGGGUUUCUCCAAGAAAUGGACAUCAUGGACUACAGCUGCAUUGUCGGGAUUCGAGAAUUUGACGCCGAAACCGAAUCCACGGAGUUGCUGCCCAAGAAUGCAAUUGUGUCGGCCGAUGCCAAGAAAGUGUACUACCUAGGGUUCAUCGACAUCUUGCAAUCGUAUGGCUUGCGUUGGAAGGUUCAGAACUUGGUCUUGUCCCUCGUGAGAGACAAGCGAACGAUCACGGCGCUGCCCCCGCCCGAGUACGCGCUUCGAUUCCUGAGCUUUCUCCACGCGCACCUCCUUCGGUCCAGUGCGGACGGCUCGGCGUCAUUCAAGUCCAUGACGGCCCGAUCGUCGUUCAAUUACGGCACAUUGUAGGAGCAUCUUUCUCGUAACUAAACAUGCUUUGCGUCAAGAGGAGUGAUUGGUGACCUACAUAUCUCCCCAUGGCCUCAACC